CAAGGAAGGGAAAUAAUUACUUCAGUGUGGACACACAAAGACGUAUUAUAUUUCAGGCAAUAACACAAACUAUGCUUUCGUAGACUUAUCCAAUGUCUUAGAACAUAAAACAAGACACAAAAGACAAACUGAUGAAGCUCCGUGUGAUUUAAAGGAAGAAUUGUUUCUUCCUAUUUCUUAUAAAAAUAACAAGAAAACAUUGCAACUGACGAGAAAUAACCAGUUUUCUACAGAAAGUAUACCUCUACUUAUACAGGAUGAAUACGGAUACCUAACCAAGAAGAAAAAAACAAGAAAGAACGAGGUUACAUCACUGUAUUAUUACGAGGAGGAUGGAAUCAGAAUUCCAAUCAUGGUAAAAUGUCGGUUCCAAAAUGACUGUUCAUCAUCAAGAUGCGAAAUCACCGGAGACUUAUUAACACAAGAUAAGCUAAUAGAAAUAGCUGGAUCUGCUGCUGAUAAGAAAGCUGAAUAUGAUAAAGCACUAGACGUGGUUCCUCAUAAUGUUAAAUUUCUUCCUGGAUUUGAAGAUACUAUUGCUGCCGGAACAGAUGACGCACGGGUACCAGGUUUAGAUCCAGAAGGAUGUCCCAAUGACAAGCUACCACCAGUAUUAGAACCAAGUAAGAAAUUAAAGAUGGACGACAUAUUAUCUGAGGAGGCGCUACAUAUACUAGCAAAAGAAAAACAGAAAGAUAAAGGAAAAAGAAAGAAAAGACAAAUAUCAGGAAACCUAUUUGCUGAAGACGAAAACGUUAUAGAUCUGGUGAUGACAAAUGAUUUUCAAUACUUUCAACAAUUUAAGAAUCUGGAUGGCAUUGUGAAGACGAAUGAGGAAGCUUUGGGCUUGAUGGUAGAAAAACAAGCAUAUGACGCCUAUGCGAUAGAUAAUAUAAUGUUUAACAUCAGAAGAUAUGCACCAGAUAUAAAACUGCGGGUUCAUCUUAACGCAAUCAUACCAAUAAUGGCACACGAGGACGCUGCAGCUUGGUCUGAUAAUCCAAUCAAGCUAUCAGAAACAGAAAUACACUUAGAUGCAGAUAAGGCCCUGGAUGCUCUUGUGAAAUUUGUAUACAAUAACAGUUACCUAAUGGUAAAUGUUGAUCAUGUGAUGGCACUUACUGGGCAAGAUUUGGUAAGGAACAACACAAAACUUGAAAUUAUUGAAAGAGCAGUAAAAGGAUAUACUUUUACUGGUCGUGAUGGUGUCAUGUGUAAACAACCUUACUACGCCGUCUCCAUCAUUGAGUCACCAGGUUUAGGAUUUGUUCCAAGGGUUGGUGCACACGAAUUAGCUCACAAUAUGAGAUGUCCCCAUGAUGUCACUGCAGGUUGUACGUCAGAGGAACAGUUCGUAAUGUCGCCGAACUUUAAAGCUGCAACAUACACAUAUAGGACUAAUCCAUACACAUUUUCUCCAUGCUCCAUUGAAAAAAUUCGUGAGCACCUUUUGAACCUGAGUGGUUUAAUGUCCAACGAGGCCACGAAUGAACCUAAAUAUGAAUGUUUAAAACAUCAUUCAGUGAAUGGUGAUUAUAGUUUUGUUGACCAAUCUAUAUUACCCGGACAACGAUAUCAAGGGAACGAUCAGUGUAGAUACUUGAUGAGUGACCCUUAUUCUGUUCUAUGUGUGAAACCUAGACCUUCGUACUGUUGGGAUUAUUUAUACUGUUUAAAUUCAAAAGAUGGUUAUUGUUAUGGUGUGUAUGCAUAUAAUGGAAGCCCAUGUAAUGAAACUGCUAUUUGCUAUAAUGGCAAUUGCAUGCUCAGGGAGUAUAUUCCAAAGUCAACAACAACCGAGGCAACACCUCCACCAGAGGUUACAACGGAGAAAGAAUCAACAACAAAGCAAACUUCAACAGGUGUAACGGAAUUAACAACAACUACAGAGGUAUCACCUCCAACGGAGUUUACAACGGAGACGGAAUCAACAACACAGAAAGUUACAACAGGUGUAACUGAAUUGACAACAACAACUACAGAGGCAUCCCCUCCACCGGAGGUUACAACAGAGAAAGAAUCAACAACAAAGAAAGUUACAACAGGUGUUACUGAAUUGACAACAAAUACAGAAACAGAACCCCCAUCGGAAUUUACAACGGAGAAAGAAUCAACAGGUGUAACUCAAUUAACAACAACAACAGAAAAUCCUGUCUUACCCCAAUGGUCUGAAUGGACUUUAUGUAGUAAAAAAUGUGACAGAAAGAGGAGCAGGUUCUGUGGAAGAAAUGAAGAAUGCAAAAAAAAAGGACGAAUUAAACAACAUGAAGCUUGCACGGAUGAUUUUUGUCAAGUAGAUACGACAAAGCCAAAGGCAAAGGCAAAGGCAAAGGUAAAGCCAAAGGCAAAGCCAAAGGCAAAGCCAAAGGCAAAGGCAAAGGCAAAGGCAAAGGCAAAAGAGGAAGUUUAACAAAGGAGGAUCUCUGUCAUAUACUGCUUCAAGAUUAAGAAUACUAUUAAAUAGUGAUUUAUUAAAAAAUGUGUUAGAUUUCAGUUCAAUUUUACCAAAAUUAUCGUUCUAUAGAGACAACUGGCUAAAAGCGACAUAACAUUCACAGCAUUUGCAAAGCGAUCAAAAUAGAAAAGUAACUCUACAACUUAAAAAGGUGACAAAAUCAGGAAUUUGUUUACGUCGGUAACCAUACUGAUCAAUUCUUUUUUAUUGUAAACAACAAUCAUACAUUUUGAAAUAAAGAUCUGUUUACCUGUUAUUUGAAAUAAACAC
This is a messenger RNA of Mytilus californianus (California mussel), 2725 nucleotides long. RefSeq lists its product as uncharacterized. The coding region runs from base 353 to 2410 and encodes 685 amino acids. Gene Ontology annotation, molecular function: metalloendopeptidase activity. Gene Ontology annotation, biological process: proteolysis. Lineage: Eukaryota; Metazoa; Mollusca; Bivalvia; Mytilida; Mytilidae. The transcript is spliced from 15 exons. The record is from RefSeq and is a predicted model, not a curated record.